GGGUCGAUAACUUGACUGGAGGGGAUGAAAAAAAAAAAUUGUUUUCUAGUCAAUUAAGAAUUUUCAUUACUUUUUAUCGGAAAUGGUAGCCAAAUCUAGUAUUAGCACGUUGGCUUGAGGAUAAAGCCAAAGGUUUAAUCUUGUAUAUAUUUGUUUAGCUGCUGUUAUCACGUCUGACUGCAGACUCCUGCUGUCCAAACACACACCGCCUUUGUGGCGAUGACUGCGGAUUUACUAUCUGAUUUGGACAGCCGAUUCUUCGCCGAUAACCUAUUGACGAGCGAAGAUUGGGAUGCCUGCCUGUUCAAGUGCGAGAGCAUGGAGGAGGGAGAGGACGGAGACUUCAGUCAAGGGUUGAAAUACGCACCCUCGUUUGACAAUGACCUCGUGCUCACCCUCGAUCCUGACAACCGCACAUCGCCAUGGCGAUACCUUGACGACAACCUUCUCACAGGGAACACUUCAGUGAUGAAAAAUGAGAUGACAUUAACUGAGCCUUUGCCUGUGGAGAUGUUGUUCCAGGUCAAGGCUGAGCCUCCCUCUCCUGCUUCCUCGCUGGAGUCCGACUUUUCGAUCUCAUCCCCUGAUCCACAGGUUACAAUCAAAGCUGAAAACCCUCCGACUCCUCCGUACAUGUAUGGAGACGUGCUGUCGCCUCCACUGGGAACAAUGGAGGUAACCGUGGCAACGACCACUGUUCCCCCUCCCCAGUCCCAGAUUCCCACAGUGACACAGACACAGCUGCAGACACCGUUAACAUCUGUCCCAGCAGUCAUCACCGGAAUACAGACACAAGCUGCAGUCCUGCCAAGCACUGCGACAUUAAAAGCCAGCACCAUCCUGAGCACUAAACCUCCUAUCCAGCCCCGACCCGUGUGUGUUGCUACACUUCCUGUCUCCCAGAACCCCCCACCAGCAAAGACCCUCAUACUGCAGGGUCUCCCCUCAAUGGAUCAGACAAGACCUGUUGUCCUCUCUCCAUCUGUGUGCCUAAGUUCGGCUCCAGCCAUUGUAAAAAUGGAGCCUGUUUCUCCCGGCAUCUCCCAGCACUGCUCCAGCCCAACUGCCUCCUCAACCAGCAAACCCAUCGUCCCGGCGACCACGCCGUUACCCAGCAACAACCCCAACGACAUUGAUAUGAAAGUGCUUAAGCGUCAACAGAGGAUGAUAAAGAACAGAGAGUCUGCCUGCCAGUCGAGAAAGAAAAAGAAGGAAUAUCUGCAGAACCUGGAGGCUCAGCUGAGGGAAGCCCAGCAGGAGAACGAACGACUUCGCAAGGAAAACCAGGCGCUCAGGGAGCGACUGGCUGUGAAAGAGAGCAGCGACUCUGCAAGCAACAAGAGAGCUGUGUGUGUCAUGGCGGUUCUGCUGUUUAUGACCUUCAGCUUUGGCCCUGUCAGCAUCACAGACAGGAAGCUGUCGGCCGGUCUGCAGGAAGAUCUGGUGUCGUAUACGGGCCGCCGGCUGCUGGAGAUGGAACAGCAGCAGCAACACCAAGCUGUAGCUCAGCCUCUCAGGAAAGUUGAGGACAAGGUGCAGAAAAAGGAGGCCAGAGGAGAUGAGCAGUGGAAGAGAGGAGAAGCGGAAGGAUACGCUCCAGAGUCUUUUCAGUUCCGAAACCUGACUGACAUGUUCAGUGACAUGAAGGACCUGGUCCUGCCAGACAUAGAACGUUACUUCACUUCUUCAGACUGCCGACAGUUCAACCGCUCUGAGUCUCUCAGGCUCGCAGACGAGCUGAGAGGUUGGGUUCAUCGACAUCAGAUCGACCGAAAGAAGUCUGGAAGAAAACCAAAGAUAGCCAAAAAAGCUAAGAUCACCCAGAAAGCUCAGCUGAGGAAGGCAAAUAUUUCCAGAUAUCUGCCAAUCCAGACUCAUCGCUCCAUAGAAAGUCAGCUAAGGGUGCUUCCUGGUCCUGAGGUCACCUACAGCGACUUCCUGGAUGCCAUUGACCGCAGAGAAGACACCUUCUACGUCGUGUCUUUCAGGAGGGACCACUUGUUACUUCCUGCCAUCAGCCACAACAAAACCAGCCGGCCGAAAAUGUCUCUGGUGAUGCCAGCCAUGUCUGUAAACGAGAGUCUCUACAACUCGUCUCAGGGCUACGAGAUGAUGAUGCAGGUCGACUGCGAGGUCAUGGACACCCGAAUCGUCCCCAUCAAGUCCUCCGCCGUCCCUCCAUCUCUCCGUGACCCUACCCCUCCUCCUCCUUCCUCCCAGCACAGUGUCCACCAUCACCAUAGCAACAGCACCUCCCUAAGAGGGCGCCAGCAGCACCACCCGUCUUCCUCCUCUCCAAGGCAGCCUCUACCCGCCCGAACACAAACACCCGAAUACUUGAUCAGCCAAUCAGAAGGUGUCUGAAGAGACAUUGACGUGACGAUGGUGGUAGAAGCAGACGGGUCUGAUGGUUGGAGGUUGGUGACUCAGACAAAGAAUCGAAGGAAAUCUUUGAAAAUCUUGUUAGUUUGAGAAUCUUUACAAAUCUCUUCACUAAUCAGAUAAGGUUUCGGAGACGGUUAAAAUCCAACAAAACUGCUGUAAAAUCCUGUAAGUUUAUCUACUGUUUCCACAGUAACUGGUACUGACAGGACCUAUAGGAAACUAAAUAAAAUAUUGAUAUAAUAUGUAAAAAUAUAUUCCUAAAACAGCAGCACCCGUACUUAAAAAUGAGUCAAAACUGACCUGAUCUAGUUUGUUUCAGAGACAACUCCUUAAUCUUUAACUCAAAUCUUUUAUUUGAUUCUUUAUUAGAGCGUUAUCAGCAUGAACAGUGUAAUGGAGCCACACAUUUAAGAGUUCCUGUGAACUUUUUGGUUAAACCCGUCAUCACUUUCGUUCUGCAGUCAUUAAAGAAAAACAGAAGUUGUCGUGAACAGGGCAUCUCUAUGAAUGGAGGUUAUAUUUCAGGACAUAUGGAGAUUUAUUUUUAUUUUAUACUAUUAUUUUUGUCCAGCUUUGGAGCAGUCAGGGUUUAAACAUUUUUGCUUGGGAGUUUUAGGCAUGUAAAUGUAUCUAUUCAGAGUAAAAGAAGACAUUUUUAAAUACUUUGUAAUUAAUAAAACCACAUAUAUCUAGUUUUUAUUUAUCUACAAUACCAGUAACUACAAAGGCCUUAACAUUUUGUUGUAAAUACAGUGUGUUUCCAUAAGUGUGAUUAUUUGACAGCAACACCUGCAGCUGCGUGAUGGAGGAUUCUAUUGGGUUAAAAAACAGUGAGCAAGGCCAUGUUCUGUUUGUUUUUAAUGUAAAAUCAUAAACUUUUAUAAUUAUUCAUUCUUGUUUUUCCAGCAAACAGCCACUAUAUGAAUGCUGGCUCAAGUUCAAGUUGACCAAUGCUGUAGAAAUAGUGUUUUUUAGCAGAGACACUCGGUCUAGUAAAUGUAAGCAUUAUGGCACAGCAAUGUUUUGAUUUGAAGAGGCUGCAUUUUAUUUUUGCCAAUUUCUUUUUUGUCAGAAUAUUUAUUUGUAAUCGUUCUUGAAAAAAAAGACUCAUUCAAAAAAACUAGUUUUGAAACUCAAAGUCCCUCUUCGUGCAUUAGCUGUAACUUUUAUCUGUGUUUUUUUUUUUUUUUUAAGUUAUUUAAUAUCUGUAAAUAUGAGUGUAGAUAUUUUGUUUGUAUUUUGGUCACAUUUUCAAUUUUUUAUAUUUCUCUUUUCACAACAAAAAGUAAAAAGCUGAGAAAACCUGUGAAGUUUUUUUUUUCUUUUGUCAUGAAAAUUUCAUAUUUUAUAUGUACGUGUUCUGUCCAUUGGACCAACCAGCCUCUCUAUCUCUGUUAAGUGGGAACUUUUCUGGUAAUAUUACACACUUAUUCUUUAUGAAUGUACAUAGAAGUCAAAAAAUUGAGCUCUUGUUAUUUUUUAAAUUAAAAAUGACUGAGAUGAUUAGUGCCUGAAAGAAACACAAUAUUGAGCAUUUUCAACCUGGGAGAACUAUUACUCAUUAUUUCAUUUUACGCCUGUAGAGUUAAGAUCAUUAUGUUUUCCAUUGUAGCUGAGUGCAAAAUUAAUAAUAUUAGAUUAUUUAGCAUUACUCCAUAAUCUUCAUCUAUUAAAUCUGCCUACUCUGCACGAUGGAAACUGUUGGAAACCGUAAAUACUUGAUUUAAAGGGUAUCUCAGUUUGUGUAGCUUUGAUGUAAAUAUUUUUGUCGUUAUAUACGGGGGAUGGGAUUUAAAAGCUGCAAGAAAAGUUUUGAAAUGAAUCUUCCCAGGAACAUAUUAUUGGAAUUCAGUUCUUUUUUUUUUUCAGACAUCAAAAUUUGAGAGGAAAGGGGUUCAUUUACUGAAAAGUGGAUUUUCUAUUUUUAUUUUUUUGUUAUAUUUCAUACAGCAUGUGGAAACUGAAACAAUUCAGGUAAAGUUAUAUAAUGAUCCUGCAUUAUUGUUGACACAGUCACAUUACUUUUCAUUUUUAACUGUUUCUGAUGCCUUUAGUUUGCUGCUGGGUUAUUGGUAAACACGAUCAUGAAAAGUUCAGACCUUACAUAUGGUCAAAAUGUUUGGUAGAAAAAGUUAUAAAUCAGUUUUUUUUAUAUAAAUACCGACUAACCUCACAUUUUGUAUUGAGGUUGGGCAAGAGGAAAAUGAGCUGAUAUGAAGUAGGGAAGGCCUUUUUUAUUUCUAAUGGGGUGGUGGAUAUUUAAGGGGGGAAGGGAUAAAAAAAUCUGGAUUUGAAAAGGUUUCUAUGAAGUUUUUGGAAAAAUUACGUCAAUAAAAAUUGUUUGUUGUUCA
Girardinichthys multiradiatus is the source of this 4736-nucleotide messenger RNA. RefSeq names its product activating transcription factor 6 beta (gene atf6b). Bases 220 to 2364 code for a protein of 714 amino acids. The transcript has 17 exons. Gene Ontology annotation, biological process: regulation of transcription by RNA polymerase II; endoplasmic reticulum unfolded protein response. The record is from RefSeq and is a predicted model, not a curated record. Gene Ontology annotation, molecular function: RNA polymerase II cis-regulatory region sequence-specific DNA binding; DNA-binding transcription factor activity, RNA polymerase II-specific. Lineage: Eukaryota; Metazoa; Chordata; Actinopteri; Cyprinodontiformes; Goodeidae. Gene Ontology annotation, cellular component: nucleus.